This is a messenger RNA of Ruditapes philippinarum (Manila clam), 2094 nucleotides long. RefSeq lists its product as uncharacterized. The transcript has 2 exons. Bases 52 to 903 code for a protein of 283 amino acids. Lineage: Eukaryota; Metazoa; Mollusca; Bivalvia; Venerida; Veneridae. The record is from RefSeq and is a predicted model, not a curated record. Gene Ontology annotation, molecular function: protein binding.
UCUGAUAUAGGAUGUAUCUGACAAAGGAUCUGAUAAGAGUCAACAUUAAAAAUGAAGUCAGGAACAAGUCUUUGUUUCGGCAUUAUAAUUUCGAUUUUCUGUUUCGGAGUUCGCAUUGAUGCCUCCACUAAAACUGUUCAAGAUACAAAUGAUUUCAAUAACGAAAAGUUCGAGUUACUUUUAAAACGACUUGAUUAUGUGGAACGCCGGAAUGACGAAAUGGAAAGGAGAAUGGAAAUAAUGGCUGCAGACUUCCGUGAAAAAGAAAAGGCUCUGAACGAUCGCAUUACGGAACUAGAAAAACUCAAUAACCCCAGAAACAGUGAUAAUGACAAUCACGUGACUAACGAACGCUUUGUCAACGCGCUUGAUGAUAGUGACAAUGUAACAGAUGAGACAAACGGUAGAGAUUCAGUGCAGAAACAAACACGUACAAUCAGAUCAGGUUCAAGACGUGCGCGUUCUGUUGAAUCAGAUGUAGCGUUCUUCGCCGCGAUCACGCCACAUGACGUUGAGCAUUUAGGCAUUAACCAAAAUAUUGUGUUUGAUCACGCUUUUACCAACACAGGCAACGCCUAUCAUAACAUUCAUGGCAUUUUUACGGCACCUGUCGCAGGAACGUAUGUAUUCUGCGCCACGGUUGCUGGGGGAAUUGUCAGAAACGACCAUGACCAGACUUAUUACGCUUAUUUUGAUGUAAACGGACAAACUCUUGCUAACUUCAUCACGUAUCCCUAUAAACAAACCACACAAAUGAUAAUAGUUAAACUCCAGGUCGGUGAUGAUGUCUCUGUAAGAAACAACAGAGUAGAGUAUGGUAUCCUAGGGGUUUUGUAUACGUCAUUUUCCGGGUUUUUACUGUAUCAGGAUGUUGGGUCAUCCGUAAAUAUAGUCGGAAAAUAAAAAACAAAACAACACUUGUUACCUUUAUAGUUCCUUGGUAAUUAUCUCAAUUUGUCAAUUCAAGGAAAAAGCUCUAUAAAAAGGGGGAAAACUUUGACCCCUAACAUUAAAUGUUUGCAAAAUGAUGUAUAUUUGUGUUCAAAAUUGCUACUGACUUCAAUCUGCAAGCAUUCAGAUGAAAGCUUGUUUACACAAGAGCGCUGAACAACAAUGAAAUUAAUACUAGUAAGUACUUCUAAAAAUAAACAAGAGAGCUUUGACAAACCUGGAUGGAUCGCACAUCUAGGAUAUCUAUCGCGUUUAAAGGUUAUUAAUUAAGCACGUGUAUGCAAGCGCUGUGCUAACGACCAUUCGUUUGCGUUCCGGGAAUCGAGAAGACGUUAUCUAAUAUUUAUUUCUGCUGUUUAUUCUGCUACCCAGAACAAUGUCAUACAUAGUAACAUUUUUGUGGAUCGAUUCACGAACAUCCGCCAAAUAGGUAUGGUUGCAGUUUGAACUACUAACAGUUCAACUAACAGACAUUGGCUUUUCUUGGAAAGGACAACAAAUAAUACUUCCUAUAAAGUUUUGCGAAAACGUGCUGUUCUGAAAACAUCAUUUAAACUUGUUUCUUUUAAGCUCUUCAACGGCUCGGAAUGAUGCCUCUAUUUUUGUACAGUUUCACAUAUGAUUACUUCUACUGAGUUUCGACAAAAUCUAAUGUCAUAGAAUAUUCUGUUUUUAUCACUUGAAACUAUCUUAAUUAACGGACCGAACGUUCUUUACUAUUUUUCUUUGCUAUAUAAUUAUAUAUAUAUAUUGGUAAUUUCUGUUUUGUCACAAUUGGACUAGUUGUUGAAGGUAGUCUUCAUUAAAGCAAAAGUAAACGAUGGGCAAAGGCUUAUGGCUGUCAUAAAAACAAACCACAAAAAAUAAGCUGCAAAGGGCGCUAAUAAGAAUGUGGAAAUUAAUCACUUAGUUUUCUGAAAUUAAAUAGCAUACAAUCUACACAAGACUAAUUUCUUUAACACUUACAAACCCUAUCAGAUCAUUUAAGAGUUGAUGAAAUGGUCAUCGUAAGUUACGGACACAGGUAACUUCAUUAACUUGCACAUAAAAAAGGUCAAUGUUUAUAGACUUUCUUCUUUUUUAAUCCAAAAACAAGGAGUGAAGAAUUUUCUAUACAUUAGCAUUCACAUUAUGAUGAAAAUG